GCUUUCAUGACACUGUGUGGUGUUUUGUUUUGCAAUUUCACAGUUUCCUUCAAUUAUUAUUCAGACCAAGGCUUCUUACUUCUUCCUCUAAAACCAGUCUUUCCUUUCCUGGUUCUUGGAGGCUUACUAUCCAAACGCAUCCUUUGAUAUGGAUAAUAGCCCCGCACUCCUCAGCCCAAGUCCUCCCUUCCCGCCUCCUCCCAGCCGGAGCUCCGAAUCCGAUGUGCCCUCCGAUCCCGUCCCGGCGACACCACCGGCGAUCAGAGGCAUUCCUCGAGGAAUUGAGCAGCGGCGGCGGUGGGAAUACCGAUAAUGCGGAGGUGAUUUCUGAUAUCAAGUACCGAAAGGAUACCCACGUGAUAGACAUCGGAAGCGAGUGUCCGGUGUGUCUGUCGGAGUUCAACGACGGCGAAGAAGUCCGGCAGCUGAUGUCGUGCAAGCACUUUUUCCACGCUCCUUGUAUCGAUUUAUGGCUGCACUCCCACUCCAAUUGUCCGAUUUGCCGCGCUUCGGUUCCUCUCAAGCCCUCUAAAGUCUCGAUACCUUCCCGCGAGGAAGAUCGCCGGGAGGCUUCGCCGGAUUCAGCCAGAUUGCCGUAACGGAAAACUGGUUCCGGCUUCUUCCCCCUCCUCUUCUUUUUCUUUUUGCUCCUUGUUUGGGAGUUGGGUCUGGGGCUGUUGAAGAGUGAGGAAAUCAGGCCCAAGUUGCCUGAUGCUUUGGCCCAAAGUGAGUUACAAUUGAAAUGGGCCCCAUCUAUAGUUUGGAGCUUUUACUUUAACACACAUAUAUGUACACGGUCUGUUUCAUGCGGUGUGAGUUGAGUGGUACUUUUAAUUUCUAUUUGCCUUGUACUGUCAAUUUGCUAAUAAUUUUGGCGCAUUAGAUCUACUGCA
Molecule: messenger RNA, 893 nt
Organism: Vitis vinifera (wine grape)
Lineage: Eukaryota; Viridiplantae; Streptophyta; Magnoliopsida; Vitales; Vitaceae
Product: RING-H2 finger protein ATL33
Exons: 2
Coding region: 222-599 (125 amino acids)
Biological process (GO): protein ubiquitination
Source: RefSeq, a predicted model, not a curated record